AUGGUCGGUGUAUGUUUUUUACGAACAACUACGUUCUUCAAUAUUGCACGAUCUACUUCCUUUAGAACGUUGACAACCAUGGUUAACCCAAAAUGCUUCUUUGAGGUUGCUGCUGGCGGAAAGCAUUUAGGUCGUAUUGAAUUUGAACUUAGAGCCGACGUUGUACCCCUUACAGCUGAAAAUUUUAAAGCUUUAUGUUCUGGAGAAAAAGGGUAUGGAUAUAAAGGUUCCAAAUUUCAUCGUGUUAUUCCCCAAUUUAUGCUUCAAGGCGGUGAUUUCACCAAAGGGGACGGUACCGGUGGAAAGUCCAUCUACGGUACCCUUUCUAUGGCUAAUUCUGGUGCAAACACCAAUGGCUCCCAAUUCUUUAUUUGCACAGUUAAGACUUCUUGGUUAGAUGGCAAACAUGUUGUGUUUGGAACAGUUUCUAAAGGCAUGGAUGUAGUCUAUGAGAUAGAAAAAUUGGGUUCAUCCAAUGGACAACCAUCCAAAGAUAUUGUAAUUGUUGACUGUGGUCAAAUCAAUGAAUAA
This is a messenger RNA of Funneliformis geosporum, 531 nucleotides long. Lineage: Eukaryota; Fungi; Glomeromycota; Glomeromycetes; Glomerales; Glomeraceae. The record is from the annotation of a GenBank genome assembly.